UCAUUUAGAUCUCAAGUAGAAUCAGAAACUGCAUGUAAGCAUUCCGGCGCUGCCACCUAAUUUCGGCACAUUUCCCCAUAAAAUGUGGGGAUUAUCGUCAUGUUGUUAAGCGGUGAUUGUUCCAGCGGUAGUCGAGUGGGAUUCCCCGUCUUGUUGCGGACAUCUUCUUCAAAAAUCGCCUUUUAUUCGCAGACAAUGAUGGUGUAUUUUCCCGACGCGACCUACGGGGACUACCUGGCCGUGGGUUUGGCUAUCGUAUUCCUUGCGUUAGCAGUGGCACAGGUUUUCUUUCAUUUUGUUGGAAUAUUCUACGUGAAACUAUGUAUGUACAGAAAACCAACGAAUGUUCUCCGAGAUGAGAUGCCUGGUGUAUCUAUUCUGAAGCCUCUGUGUGGUGUUGAUUCCAACCUCCAACCCAAUCUGGAAUCCUAUUUCCAACUCAGCUAUCCACGGUUUGAACUGCUCAUCUGUAUACAAGACGAAGAGGACGAGGCAAUAAAAGUUGUUAGGCCGCUCAUGGAAAAAUACCCUCAUGUAGACGCAAGAUUAUUUAUAGGUGGGUCAAAGGUCGGCAUUAACCCAAAGGUCAACAAUAUGCUUCCAGGAUACAAGGCAUCAAAGUAUGACAUCAUCAUGAUCAGUGAUAGCGGUAUAUCAGUGUCACCAGAUACUUUAACUGAAAUGGUAUCAAGGAUGUCACCAACUGUGGGCAUGGUCCACGGCCUGCCUUUCGUCCGUGACAGAGCUGGUUUCUCGUCAACGUUAGAUAAGGUUUAUUUUGGUGGAGCACAUGCCCGGAUGUACAUAACGGCAUGUGUUUUUGGAGUAAACUGUGUCUCAGGAAUGCUCAACAUUGUUAGAAAAUCAAUCUUAGAAGAAGCGGGCGGCUUAGUAGAAUUCGCCAAGUACAUUUCUGAGGACUAUUACAUGGGUAUAGCUGUAUUAAAAAGUGGAUUUAAGCAGAGGCUGAGUUUAUUUCCUGCAAUGCAGAAUUCAGGCAGUGCGUCAUUAGCAUCAUUUAGGAAAAGAAUGGUCAGGUGGACCAUGGUUAGAAUAAGCACAGUACCUGUCACGCUCAUAGGGGAACCCAUAAUGGAGUGCCUGGUGUUGGGCGUGGCUGUCUCAUGGGCGGUCUACCACCUGUUCAGCUGGGAUCCUUGCAUCAUCUUCAUCUGCCACACCCUUCUCUGGUUCAUCCUGGACUACUUUCAACUCAAAGUCCUCCAGCGAGGUCCCCUGAACUUCACCAAAGUGGACUAUGCAUUGGCCUGGUUCUACCGGGAGAUCAUGUUCAUCUUCUACUUCCUAGAGGGCGCUCUAAGCCAGACGGUCACAUGGCGGACGGGGACGUAUCGUCUCCGGUGGGGCGGGUACUUGGAAGAAUGCUGACACCAAACCUACGAAUCGUUGUAAGAAUGCUGACACCGAACCUACGAUCCGUUGUAAGACUUUGAAUGAACAGAGAAAAGACGGUGCUCAUCGACUGAAAGCGUUGUCCGCAGAGGUUCCAAAACUUCUUCACCCGGUACCGUUUCCAAAGAAACAUUGUGCAAUGAGGGCUGUAAUAGUUUUAGUAUGGUUGUGUUAAACUCUACAAAUACGCCAAUUCUGUGUUUGGCAUGAGACAUCAGUAUUGUCAUACAAUGAGAAACAGAAGGACGUUAAAUCAGUUUCAUUUUUUUUUCUUCCAAUCAGUGUAUAUAUCACAAUACAUUUUGUCUUACAGUGACAUACAGAAAGGCAUUAACUCAAGUUUGAGAUUUUUGAAGUAUCAUUCCCAUCGUGCCCAUCUGAUUUUAGUAAUAUAAUGUUAAGAAUGAUUUGCUCAUUUCUAUAUCGUCAGUUUUGGGCUAGAAUGGUGUUACUUCAUAGCAUUCAAUGCCAACUUAAUGACAAAGGAUAAAGGUAAGGCUUUGAAAGGCUUCAGCUACAAAAGUGAUCCAUUUGUCUGUUGGUAUUCAAGAUCCAAUCCAAUCCAGGAAUUAAUAAAGCGCCAAUAUCUAGUUGCCUAAUCAAAGGCGCUGAUGAGACUGAAAAACUACCAAAAAUUUCUGUUCAUGAUUCUAACUUGGAAAGACAAUUAAGAUCAUCCAACCAUUUUCAUAUCAAAUUACUUCAAUGAUAAUCUUCCUUAAGGAAGAAGAAAAAAUAAAUUUGAAGCUCUCAGUUAUUUGUCAGCUUUAUCAGUACUCACAUGUCUCUUAAUAAAAGGAAUAUUUUCACUUCAGCAGCCACAAAAUUACAAAGAUGAUUCCCACGGCUUUCUUGCAUGACAAGACAUUGUACCCUUUCAGCUCCCGCAAAGGUCUUCAGAGGCGGGUUUGCUCAAUUGCUAAACCAUCUACCCGUCAAACCAAAGAUCAUUGGUUCACAUCAAGCAGAGGCAGAGGAUUGAAAACCUUUGGGGUGUGUGAAGCUGCCCCAACAUUUGUUCAUAGACACACGCUAGGUUGCAGUGGGAACAGGCUCUGUCCCUCGGAUAGGACUUUAAAUGGAGGCAACGUGCGGGAGAAGUGUCACCACCCUAAAUACAUGAAGAAGUGAAGAACUCACUCACUCCCUAGAAUUGGGGAAACCUGGGACACAUUUCACAAAGCCUUUUUUUCAAGGACAAAUGACAAAACUCAGUGACAAAUCUGCUGAUAACCAAUUAGAAGCAAGGAUUUCAGUAGCUUAUAACAAAAACUGUCAUUUGUCACUGAUGACAAGUUUUGUGAAACACUCCCUGGUGUAGCGGUACACCUGCACAUCCCAAUCAGCUGUACAGGGAGGAAAGACCUUGGGGUCUCAGUGAUUAAAAGAUGAAAGUUGAGUUUAGGGCCCCGUCUUACAAAGAGUUGCGAUUGAUCCCAAUCAAUUGCAUUCCUACAAUCAAUCGCAAGUUUGCAGUCUCCUAUCUCUUAUGUACAUAGUUGAGAUUGAUAUCAAUUGCAAAGAAGUUUUGAUUGAUAUCAACUCUUUGUAAGACAGGACCCUGGUCAAGCAAUUUCUAUGUGAAAGAAGCAAUUGGGACAUUGCAACAUUAUAUAGCACAUAGAGAUAUGUGUAGAUUGUGAAGUUUUGAAAUGGUCAAAAUGACCAGAAACUUACUCACUCCUCCUGAAAGCUCUGUGCACUGCACACAGGAAUGCAUCUAUGGGACUACACAAACUUGUGGCAUUGAAGUUUGGUCCAAAGCUUUCAGCUGUUUCUCGUAAUAUAUCGUACAGCUCCUUCUUCUGGAUUCAGGACUUUGUAAUAUGUGACCUCAUGGUUUUCACUGUGCGUUACGUUAUCUUCAAGCCUAAGUUCAAGGCUAAGUACAAGGUCAGUACUGUACUAUACAGUAAAGGUGAAUCAAGUAUCAAUCAAAUAUAAAGUGUCUUCAGGGACGUUGUGGUAACUUGUUGGAGUUUUUCUGUAAAUCUAUAUAAAUCUAUUAUAGAAAUUUAUCUGUGAAUAAUAGUUUAUGGAGGUAGAAAAAGUUUAAAUGUACUUCUAGCUCAUGAAUGUAGACUCAUUUUUGGUCUAGACUUUGUUUUAAAUCUUAAUGACUUUUUACUCUAUGUCGUCAGUGAAGCUUUGGAGUAACAUUUUGUUUGUUUUGUCUAAUGUCGGGUUAUUGUUGGAAACUAGUAGUCUUAUUGAUCAGUAAUAAUACUUGUCUUUACUACAGGGUAGAUUCUAGUGCUGAUGUUGAUGUUCACAGUAGGAAAUUGGAUCUUCGUUGAUAACAAUGAGUUGGCAGAGUUGUCCAGUCAGCUAAUUUUGGAAAAAGAUAUGAUAUAGGAGGCA
Molecule: messenger RNA, 3774 nt
Organism: Strongylocentrotus purpuratus (purple sea urchin)
Lineage: Eukaryota; Metazoa; Echinodermata; Echinoidea; Camarodonta; Strongylocentrotidae
Product: ceramide glucosyltransferase-B-like
Exons: 9
Coding region: 100-1389 (429 amino acids)
Biological process (GO): glucosylceramide biosynthetic process
Cellular component (GO): membrane
Molecular function (GO): ceramide glucosyltransferase activity
Source: RefSeq, a predicted model, not a curated record